Nematocida major is the source of this 1763-nucleotide messenger RNA. RefSeq lists its product as uncharacterized. Gene Ontology annotation, cellular component: mRNA cleavage and polyadenylation specificity factor complex. The record is from RefSeq and is a predicted model, not a curated record. Lineage: Eukaryota; Fungi; Microsporidia. The annotation marks the transcript as partial. The transcript has a single exon.
AUGGACGGACUAAUGAACAGGCUCUGCUGCGGAAUAUUCUCGCUCUCCGCCUGCAUCAAAGACAUCGAAGAAUUGAUAGAGAGAACUACACCGGAGAACUACCAUCACUGCAUAGUCUUUUUGCUCGUUCUGAAGGAGAAGGUCGUAGAACUUCCCCCCGCAGAGGAGGCAGACUCUCAGUUCAGGGCAGCUGUUGAGCGACUGAAAGCACACACUCGGAGGAUAUCCGCGGAGGAGUGGGCAGGAACUGUCGAAAGUGCAGGGUAUAUCGUGCACCGAGAGGAGGCAAAAGAGGAGGAUAAAUCUGCUCUCCUCGUGAAUUUAGUGAUAGAGACGCUGAUACGUGCUAGCACUGCAGAUAUAGAGAGAGCGAUCGAGAUGUACCUCGAAGAGAAGAUGACCGAUCCCAGGACGCAGCUCCAGAAGAGUACUUCCGUGGAAAUUGUGGAGGAGAUACUCUGCAAUCUCGCAAAGCUCCCAGAGCAGGAGAUAAAGACAGCCCUUCCAGCCGUAGUAAAACUUCUCACACAGGAGCACGUUCCAACUCUCCUGAAAUACGUUGGAGAAAUCCCAAAACUUCUUCUCCUCGCCCUGUACGUGCAUAAUAGGAGCGUAUACAGCGAAGUGCAGAAGGAAUUCCUUAAGAACGACUCCCCGAGCAGCCUCCUCGCACUCGAAGACUUCCCAGAGGUCGAUGUUGAGGAGAUCCUCCGAAGACUCUACAAGAACAGCGCAAUGUUUAGGCCGCUCGACAGGAUCAUAAAGACACGGCCCGUAUACAGGGAGAGAAUAGUCGAGGAGGUCGUGAAGUACAUCCCGAACGGAUCAAGGACAAAGACAGUGCAGUUUGUGAAGGAUAAUGUAGAGUGCUUUAUGGAGAAGAUACAGGAGAUGGGAUUGGGAUGCGAGGAGGUGCUUAUGCUCGCAGAGAGGAGGAAGGAGCUUCUGGAGUUUGCCUUUGAGAUGAUGCAGGAGCUGAAGAUGGAGCUGCGCGAUAGGAAGAAAAAGCCCCUGAACGCGCAGAAGAAGGAGAAGAGACUCGCGAAUUUGGUUUCUGCCCUCUCCUCAGAGCUCGCAGCAGGAACAGACGGGGAAAUAGGGCACUUUAUUCGGGCUGCCCACGGGAUAGACUCGGAGCUUCUUAGUAAAGUCUGCAUCGGACUCUUUCGAGUGAAACCUCCCGCAGAGGAGCUGAAGGAGACGCUUUCCUGCCUCGUGAAAAUGGGGCCUGAAAAAACAUCAGCAUCUUUUGUUUUUACGGUGCUCCCGUACCUUUCAGGUGCGCAAAAGUUCGAAUUGAUCGAGGAGUACCUGAAAGACGACGUUUCGAUGACGCUUUUCCUGCGCCUGCUGAAGCCGGAGGACGUGCUCAGACACGCACACACGCUGAGAAAGUCUGCAGGGAGGAGAGUCCUGGACUUGGCGUUUGGGAGGACGGAGGUUUUCACGGAUAGAAUCGUCUCCGUGACGAUAGAGGAGAUAUGCCGCAUGGAGAAACUUCCGGCCCUUUUUAUGCGGACCCUGAAAAAGGCUCUUCGCGCUUUUGUGAAUAUAAAGCCGUUUUUGGUCGAGGUCCUGCGGAGGGAGUGGCGGAGACUUUUCCAGGGGAGCAGGGCGGACCUGAUCAGGCUCCUCGAGAAGUUGGGCGCAGUCUCCGCGGAGAUUCUCCUGGAGGUGCCGGAGGAGGAGCUGCAGGAGGUGAUCUCCGCCUCGGAAACACUCCGGGAGAAGGUCCUGGAGUACGUCGCACAGCAGCCAAAGUA